AUGCGUGGCACAACUUUAAAAGUAACGUAUCGCAACGUCCAUUCGGCAAGUAGGUAUACGUGGGCCGUGAGGCGAUCGGGCGGCGGGCCGGGUGCGGGCGGCGGCGGUAACGGCCGAGCGUGGCGGUUAUGUAACGGCAGCGCGACUCCUCCAGCGGGCAACGCGAGCUCGCGACGGGAGAAGCCCUGGACGUUCAGCGAGGCGGGCAGCAGCUCUCAGGCCGACGCCGGUGAUGAGCUCUCGCCGCACGCCCCACACGCCGCCAUGGAGCGCUGGCAGACCACGCUCGAGGACAUGAUGCAUCUGCGCUCGCCCGGCAACCAGACCUUCAAGGACAACUACUGGGCACAGAAUGGGUUCGACGAGCUGCGUCGCUAUGUAAAGCAAGGCAGCGACUUCAGCAAAGAGCUCGCCUCCAUCCUACAAGAAAGGGUAGAAGCGGAAAAUUAUUAUUCGAAAUGCUUGGCCAAGCUCGGCACCAAACUGAGCAAGGCGUGCAAGGAGAGCGUCGGCUCGUGCGCCGACGCGUGGAAGCAUGUUGCCUUAGAGAUGGAGAAACGUUCAGAAAUUCACAGAAAUUAUUCCAGUGCUCUAUCAGAGGACCUCGUAAAACCAAUGAAAAAUGUCAUAGAUGGCCAGCUUAAACUCAGGAAAAAGAUCGAGGGGAACGUGGACAAGACGACGCGGUCGCUGGCGGAGUGGCGCUCGGCCGAGGCUAAGUCCAAGCGUCAGUCGCACGCCGCAGCGCGCGACAACGAGAAACUGCAGGACGCCGCGCUCGACACUAGCCGCAUGGCGCGCAGCUCGAGCGCGGGGCACAUCCCGCAGGCGAUGCUGUCGGCAGCGCGCGCCGAGCGCACGGGCGGCGCCGGCAACGACCGCGACCACGCGAAGCUGCAGCUCAAGCGGCGCAAGACCGAGGACGCCGUCAAGAAGGCCGAGGUCGACUAUUACAACGUGUGCGUGCAGGCGGAGCGCGCCAGGCUGGAGUGGGAGACGAGUGUGAUGAAGGGCGCGGGCAUGCUGGAGUCGCUGGAGGAGGAGCGCCUGGCGCAACUGAAGAGCUCGGCGGACUGCUAUCUGCGCCUCACCGCCGCCGUGCCGCCGCAGCUCACCGAGGCGACCAACGCGCUGGCGGAGCCCAUUGCGAACGCGAACGCGAACGUGGAUAUGCGGGUCGUGCGCUGCGUGCGCGGCACGCCCACAGGCGCUAGCGACCAGCUGCUGCCCGACUUCUACUGCGAGCACACCACUCUCGCCAUGAACAAGGAGAGGCGAAAGCAGGCGUUAUUGAAGAUCCUACAGCUGGUGAAGCAAGACAUCGAGCGCGAGCGCAAGUCUAAGCAGGGCCUGGAGAAGCUCUCCUUGGUGAUGAAGCAGACACCCACCUUCGGCAGCGACGACUCACAGCAAAAUGUUGCCGACAAAUUGUACCAUAUGAAAUCGAUGCUGAUGUACCUCGAGGCGGUGCGCUACAAGACGGCGGCGAGCCUGAGCGCGCUGGACACGCGGCCGCCCGCGCCCCACCCGCUCGCCGCGCAUAUCCGCGUGCUGCGCGACAAGCAGGGUCUGCAACAGAGCAUACUCAAGGUACCGCCGUGGCUUCAAGCGGAUUAUCAGAACGAGCUCAACAAAAACCUCCAACCAAAUUAUACCGCGUUAUCCAAAAGCGUCAACGGUGAAGACCGCGAGAGGAGGGACUCCAUAAUGAGUAGAGCGUCCAGUAAGCUGAGGAUAGAGCACCUCUCGUUCCGGCGGCACACGGAGCACAAGAGCGCGCCACCCACGCCGUGUACAGAGCCCCCGGCGGUCACGCCUCCGUCCCUGCAGCCGCCGCCCCUCGAGAGCCCGCUCGACUGGAGCGAGCGGGGCAUCGGCGACGGACUCUCCAACCAACAGGAUAGCGACUUUGACGAGUUCUCGUCGCAGAGCGACUGCUCGACGGAGACGCGUGAGGAGAAGCAGACGGCGGGGGCGGGUGGGGUUUCGGGGGCCGGGACGCCGCUUCAUGGCUGUUUGGGCAAGUGCCGCGCGCUCUACGCGUACGAGGCGCGUCUCGACGACGAGCUUACUCUCGCGCCCGGUGAUAUUAUCAACAUCUACGAGAAGCAAGACGAUGUGUGGUGGAGCGGCGACCUCAACGGAGCUUUCGGCAUCUUCCCAUCUUCCUACGUGGAGGAGAUCACAUCUUGCAUA
This is a messenger RNA of Brenthis ino (lesser marbled fritillary), 2196 nucleotides long. The record is from the annotation of a GenBank genome assembly. NCBI's taxonomy places the organism in Eukaryota, Metazoa, Arthropoda, Insecta, Lepidoptera, Nymphalidae.